This is a messenger RNA of Trematomus bernacchii (emerald rockcod), 2220 nucleotides long. RefSeq lists its product as uncharacterized. Lineage: Eukaryota; Metazoa; Chordata; Actinopteri; Perciformes; Nototheniidae. Gene Ontology annotation, biological process: DNA recombination; DNA integration. The record is from RefSeq and is a predicted model, not a curated record. Gene Ontology annotation, molecular function: DNA binding.
AUGAGACCCAUCCUCGAUCUGUCAGUUUUCAACAAGGUCAUAAUGAAAAGGCCUUUUCACAUGCUGACGAUCAGACAGGUGCUGGAGUGUGUUCACCAGGGGGACUGGUUCACAUCGAUAGACCUGAAGGAUGCUUACUUCCACGUAGCCAUCAUUCCAAAACACAGGAAAUACCUGCGUUUCUCAUUCCAGGGAAUACCGUACCAGUACAACCAUCUGCCGUUCGGUUAUUCCCUGGCUCCUCGCACUUUUUCGAAGUGUGUAGAGAUGGCGCUGCAGCCGCUUCACAGAGGAGGGAUGAGAGUGCUGUUUUACCUGGACGACUUGCUAUUGCUAGCUCGAUCCAGAGAGGAAGUUGCUUUACAGACGGUACAGCUCGUAUCACAUCUGUCAAAGCUGGGUUUCAUCAUAAACUGGAAGAAGAGCUGCCCUCUUCCCUCCCAGAGUAUUAUUUACCUGGGUGUGGAAUUGAACUCAGCACGCAUGAGAGCGCGACUCUCACAGCAGAGAGUGGAGGCACUGACAGCUCUUCUCCGACGCGUCACACCUCGCAGCGUGGUGACAGCCCUCUCCGUGAUGCAGCUGCUUGGCAUGAUGGCAGCUGGUCACGUGCAUGUGUUGAUUCGCACAGACAACAAAGCCGCGGCAGCCUACAUCAAUCGCCAGGGCGGAGUACGCUCAGCGCAGCUUUUGAACACAGCCAGGCCGCUGUUGAUCUGGGCGCGCGCACACUUGCUCUCCAUCAGAGCAAUGUAUGUUCCCGGCGAACUGAACAAAGGGGCAGACCUCAUGUCCAGAGGAGGUCCUCGCCAGGGGGACUGGAGCCUCCAUCCCGAGCUGGUCUCCCAGGUAUGGAGCCGGUUCGGGAGAGCAGAGGUGGAUCUGUUCGCCGCACGCGGGAACGCGCAAUGCGCCCUCUGGUUCUCCCUGAAAGCGCAGGACCACCCCCCCCCUGGGGGUGGACGCGUUCGCACAUCGACCAUGGCCCAGGGGACUGUUGUACGCUUUCCCACCAGUCCCGCUGAUCCCUCGGUUCCUGGACCGAGUGCAGGAGGAGCGACUGUCAGUGAUCCUAAUUGCCCCGGAGCUCACGGGCGCUUCCUGGUUUCCAUGCCUACAGCGUACGCUGUCAGGCAGACCGUGGGAAAUUCCGUGGCGCGGGGACGCUCUCUCGCAGGUGGAGGGAGCGAUCAACAGUCACCCUGUGAUAGGCCAGCACUUAUGGGCAUGGCCCCUGAACGGGAACACUUAGAGGGGCUGGGCCUCUCUCAAGAUGUUGUACGGACCAUUCAGGGAGCCAGGGCCGCGUCUACCAGAGCGUCCUACACAGCUUUCCAGCGUUGGUGUGUAGAGAAAAGCCUGGACCCCAUUACGUGCCCCCUGCCUCACGUGCUGUCAUUCCUCCAGCUGUUGUUGGACAGGAAUUUGGCUUUCAACACAAUCAAGGUGUAUGCUGCUGCCAUAUCAUCUUGUCAUGUGGGUUUCGGGGUCGGGACGGUGUUUAGUCACCCCCUGAUGAAACGUUUUCUGCGAGGAGUACGGAGACUCAGACCUGUGUCACGCGCACUAGCGCCUCAGUGGGAUUUGGCUUUGGUGUUACGCGCACUAAGCAAAGCCCCAUUUGAACCUUUAGAUCAGGUUCCCCUUAAGAUGUUAUCAGCCAAAGUAGUACUACUUUUGGCUCUAACAUCAGCAAAGAGGGUGAGUGAUUUGUCUGCUCUCUCUGUGGCUCCGUCAUGCCUCCGGAUCCAAGGAGAUGGCAGUUCAGCUGUUUUACGCCCUAACCCAGCUUUUAUGCCAAAGGUCAUCACAAGCUCUUUUAGGUCAAGAGUGAUCACCCUGAGCUUCUUUCCCCCUCCUCACAGGUCGGAGGAAGAAGCCACGUCUCAUCUCCUCUGUCCUGUGCGCGCGCUGUCCUGCUAUGUAGCACGCACGGCUGCCUUGCGCCGUUCUCAGCGCCUGUUUGUGCACUACAGAGAGCGCUCGAUCGGGCAGCCUCUGUCUGCACAGCGGCUGUCACACUGGCUGUGUGAGGCUGUGUCACAGGCAUAUGUCUCCUCUGGGAUGGAUCCCCCGGAGAACAUUAAUGCGCACUCCACCAGAGGAAUUUCCUCCUCCACGGCUUUGCACGGAGGAAUGUCAGUGGAAGACAUUUGCAUUGCUGCAUCUUGGUCUUCUCCCUGUUCAUUUAUUCAAUUUUAUUUGAGGGAUAAUGAGUGA